Acaulospora morrowiae is the source of this 215-nucleotide messenger RNA. NCBI's taxonomy places the organism in Eukaryota, Fungi, Glomeromycota, Glomeromycetes, Diversisporales, Acaulosporaceae. The record is from the annotation of a GenBank genome assembly.
ACAACAACAGAAACAGCAGCCCUAUCACAGCAAACCAAACAGGAAAAGAAAAGAUCAAAGAAAUAAAGAGGCUUACAGAACUAUGGGAUAAUAUCAACUUAAACACAGGACAAAAAAUAACAUUUAAUACCAGAUGUGAAUACUUUCCAUCCUCCACAAAAGCAGAAUUGAUGGCAAUCCUCAUAGCAAUCGAACUCAUCCCAACAAUAGCCAAU